Molecule: messenger RNA, 1500 nt
Organism: Plasmodium berghei ANKA
Lineage: Eukaryota; Apicomplexa; Aconoidasida; Haemosporida; Plasmodiidae
Product: RNA-binding protein, putative
Exons: 2
Coding region: 1-1500 (499 amino acids)
Molecular function (GO): nucleic acid binding
Source: RefSeq, a predicted model, not a curated record
AUGGCAUUAUCUUUAUUUAAAAAAAAAGAACCUAAGGAUGAAUCUAAAGCCACUGAUUCAAACAUUCAAGGAGAUGAAGAUAUAAAGGCAAAUAAUCAAUUGACUGAAUCGACUGCGGCUGAGUCUGAAGUAAAAUCUAACACAGAUAAUAAAAAGAAAAGUGAUAAAAAUAAAAAAAUAAAAGAGAAAAAAGAUUCAUCAGAUUCAUCAGAUUCAUCAGAUUCAUCAGAUUCUUCUUCUGAUGAGGAAGAAACAAAAAAAGUUGAACCCGUUCAAAAAAAAGUAGAAACCAAAGAAAAGAAAAAAGACGAUUCAGAUUCAUCGGAUUCAUCAGAUUCAUCAGAUUCUUCUUCUGAUGAGGAAGAAACAAAAAAAGUUGAACCCGUUCAAAAAAAAGUAGAACCUGUUCAAAAAAAAGUAGAAACCAAAGAAAAGAAAAAAGACGAAUCUGAUUCUUCAGAUUCAUCUGAUUCUUCUUCUGACUCAUCAGAUUCUUCUUCUGAUUCCGAAAAUGAAAAAAAUAAGACAAAAGAAGUGAAAUCAACUUUCCCCAUCGAAAAUAAUAAAAAAGAAUCUAUUUUGUUAGGAAACCAAAACAAAGAAGAUGGACAAGGAAAAAGAAAAAAUGAUAUUUCACUUGACAAAGGAAAAAAUAAAAAACAAAAAUUAGGAAAAGAAAACAAGAAUCAAAAUGGAAUUAAUAAUAAGCAAAAAAAAAAUAAUGGAAUAGAUUCAAUGGCAAAUAACGAAACAAGCAAUAACCAAUUUAAUAAUAAAAAAGGAUAUAUAAUUACAAUUAACAAUAUAAGUAAAGAUCAAAGUUAUGACGAUUUAAACGCAUUUAUAAAAAAUAUAUUAGGUGAAUCAUAUAACGAAGAAGAAAUGAUGCUAGGAAUCAGUGCUUACUAUAAUUGUGCAUUUGUCUUUUGUCAAACAGAUGAUAUUAAAGAAAAAUUAUUAUUUAAAAAUAAAGAAAAAUUUAAAGGUGCUCCUCUUAUUAUAUCUGAAGGAAAUUUAUCUCCAACAAUAUAUAUAUAUACAUCAAAUCCAAAAUUCAAUGAUACAGAUGCUAAAUCUUUAUUUGGAGAAUAUGGAAAUGUAACUAAUUUAUAUGUAUAUGGAAAUAACAAUAAUAAUAAUAAUAACACGCAGACAAAAAAAACUAAAGUUAAGAUUACAUAUGAUUCACCACAAGGAGCUUUAAAAGCAUUAGAAAAAGAUGGAUAUUUAUGGAGAAACUAUUAUAUACAAGUUACUCCAUCUAUAACUGCUAAUGGUGAUUCAGGAUUUGGUGGUAAUAAUAAAGGGGAUAGAAAUAAUUAUAAUAAUGGAAAUAAUGGGUUUUUUAAGAAAAGAGGUGGAGGAAAUGGAGGGAAAGGAUUUUCCGGAAAAAAAUUUGGAAACAACUUCAAUAAUCGAGACAAAAACAAUUUUAAUAAAAAACCAUUUAACAAUUUUAAAAAUAAAAAAAAUUUCGAACAAAAUUACGAUCAAAAUUAA